GGUAUAGAUAUAUGACGUGUGUUAGGGCCCUAAAACUAUUUUGUAUGCCAACCAAUUGGAAACGUUUUGCAACUUUUUUCUUCUUCUACUAAUACUCUUGAAGUCUCUCUCUCUCUUGAAGUCAGUGGCAAAAAAAAAGUCUUGUGUUUUCUUGACUGUCAUAAAGACUGUCGGAUGAGAUGUGAGAGAAGAGAAACAAUUUGUUUUUAUAGAAGAAGUGGAAGAAGAAGAGAUUAGAAGAAGUUUUCUUCGUUGUUUGUGGCCAUCAAUUGACCGCUAAUUUAACAAUUUGACUGUCAGUUGUCUCUCACUUCUUGGAAAGAGAGAGAAAAAGARAGAAACUUCUGGUGAUCUUCAAAAUAAAAAAACUAUAACCACUUGUGUGUGUCGUCAUUGUCGUCGGCAGUGAUAUAUAAUGAAGACACAAACUGUUUGCCGAUAUUGUCUGUUAGCCGCUAUAGUAUUACCAUCGAUGAUGAUAUCUMUCGUCCARCCGUUGGUCAUAUCCAGUGUUUACGCGGGUAAGAAAAAAUUCAAAACCUAUUCGUUUGAUACGCCGCUACUGCCGGCCAUAGUUAAGGUACAGCCAAACAAAUUUCAUCUGACUUUCCGGCAAAACAAAUACUUGAGAACACCUCAGUUCAAGAUCGAGGGUACGAUACCGUUGAAAGCGCCGACUGUUGUCAAAGAAAAGCCGGUAAAAGAUCCGAAUCCAGUGGUCAACGAAUAUAAUUUUGGCCAAAUGGAUGCCCUCAGAGAACCAUUAUAUUCAUCGGCAUCGUCGUCAUCAUCAUCAGCGACAGCAUCCCAUCAGAGCUAUGAACCAUUGAGACCGCCGAGGCGUGAGAGUCGACAACCAUCAGCAGUAGCAGCGGUUCCGAGGCUGCAGAAGAAGAUCAAUAUUGGCGAACAUUAUAUGCCGAGCGGUUCGCACGACAGUCCAACUUACGUAGAAAAGCCGACCUACGAUCCCGAUGAAGCUGCCGCUGGCGGCGGCGACAGUGAUACCAGUGAACCCGAUGAAGGAUCAAUUAGUUUCAGUUUUAGCGGUCCGCACGGCGGCGACGAAGUACCCGCCGGUUAUGAACAACGAAUCAAAGACAUGCACGAAGAACUCAAGAACCAUCCGCACCAUUUGCCGCCGGGUCUSGACGUAUCGCAAAUACAUAAAUACUAUACGGCCUAUUCGUUUACCGAUCCAUUGAUGUCAAACUAUGGCUAUAAGGCUGCCUACGGACCGCUAGCUGUACUCAAAAGUAAACUGAAAAGUUGGACAAAAUUUAUUUAA
This is a messenger RNA of Oppia nitens, 1288 nucleotides long. RefSeq lists its product as uncharacterized. The transcript is spliced from 2 exons. Bases 416 to 1288 code for a protein of 290 amino acids. The record is from RefSeq and is a predicted model, not a curated record. NCBI's taxonomy places the organism in Eukaryota, Metazoa, Arthropoda, Arachnida, Sarcoptiformes, Oppiidae.